GCUAAUAGUCAUCCAUAAUUUAUAUUUCCAUAUUUACAUAGGGGUAGAUUGACUGGGACAUUAGAUACGAACGAAUCAAUUACUUAAUAAAUUCGAAAGAAAACAUUUUUUUAUAAUUUUCUUGCAAUCCUUAUUUAAUUAAUCAAAUUGUUUUUUUUAAAAAUGGUAAUCUUACCAUCCAAAUCCCGUUCUGCGACUUUCAGUGAACAGUACUUCCCGAGCACGGCCGUUCCGUUCCGCUAAGUUAUUGGAAGAGAUCUUUAUAAAUCAAUUACGUCCACUUGACGACGUUUGCCUUAUCGUUUCCUCUCUUCCCGCUUCGAUUCCCUCCGGCCGCCGCUUGCAUUCGCCAUUUUGGGGGCACACUAUCGGCUCGAUCCACUCAUUUCCGGUGGCAUUUCGCAGGGAAUUCAGCGAACUGGGCCAGUUCACGAUUCGAGGCGAAAGAUGGAACCACCGCGAAGUUCCGGCGUCGGAAUCGACAAUUCCGGUGAGUACUCUCCGGAGAUCGCCGAGACGCUCCGAUUCGAGGAGGAGAUUCAGAGCCUGAUCCACCCCAGCAGCUUCGACGGCUCUGCGGCUCCCACCGGCGGAGGCUCCUUCACCGCGCUCCUCGGACUGCCGGCCAACCAGGCCGUGGAGCUCCUCCACGACUCGGGCGCACGCGAGCCCCUUGCCUCGCGGAUCCGUGUAGGUGGGCAUCCUGUGCAUAGGCCCUUCCACCUGCCCUUGGAUUGCUCCUCCGCCUUCCCCUCCAACGCAACCCUCGUGGAUCGCGCUGCCCGAUUCUCCGUCUUCGCCGCCGAGGGAUCCCCGGCGUCGAGUUCCGGAAGGCUCAAAGCUGAGCCGCAGGAUUCCGAUUCCCCGCCGCUAGAUCCGAUCCCUACCGGACCGGCGAAAAGGAAGGACACCGGCAGGAGUAAGGCAAAGGCCACAGCUAAGAAGAGUAAGAACGCGGAGGAGAAUACCGACGGCGAUAAGCUCCCGUAUGUUCACGUCCGCGCUCGCCGAGGACAAGCCACGGAUAACCACAGCUUGGCGGAAAGGGCGCGAAGGGAAAAAAUUAAUGUGCGGAUGAAGCUAUUGCAAGAACUGGUCCCUGGAUGCAGUAAGAUAACAGGUACGGCUUUAGUGCUAGAUGAAAUCAUCAAUCACGUUCAGACGCUCCAAAGGCAAGUAGAGUUCCUAUCAAUGAGACUGGCAGCGGUCAACCCGAGGAUCGACUUUAGUAGCCUUGACAGCUAUUUAUCGGCGGAGUGUGGACCUGUAACAGUGCGAAACGGCCCAGGGGGAGUGGUCGUGGAUCCCUCAUUGUGGCCGACCGAUGCUACUGCAGAAGCAACCAGACGGCUGCUGGUGCCGCAAUUCUGGCACAUCGAUCUUGUGCCACCUCAGCUUCAGCCUCAGCAAUCUCUAACGACUUGGGAGAGGGAUGGCGCAGCCCAUUCCCAGCUCCUACCCAACCCUACUACUUCCCUCUUUCUUUAUGAUCCUGCCAAUUCAGUACCGCCAAACUCAAAACAGCUGAAGACAGAGCUCUAAACUUAUAGACUGGUGCUCCAGCAACUUAUCAGACUUAUGUACAUUGUACAGUACGGAGUUAGGUUUCCCAGCGGUGCCGUCGCCCGUGAUCAGCAAUUGCUUAAUGCGAUACCUAACUCCUACAUUAUGUGUGUACAAAUUUAGUAUUUCUAUUGAAGUGCAUUUCACCGAGUGGUUCUCCAAGUUGUUACUGUAAUAUGACAAGUUAUAUAGUACAUUAUUAGCCUAAAUGUUUGUAAUGGGCAUUGGCAAGGUAAGAAUAAGGUGUGGAAGUAAUGAAUUAGGACCAUCAAUACAAUCAUUGCGACUUGUUACCAACAACUAAGAUUUAGAAGCAGCGGUAGCAACUUUUAUAACCGAAGCAUACUUGAUGAGAACAUAUUUGUCUACUAGACCAGCACAACUUAAAGCUCACACACCAGAUGCAACAUGCAAACCCUUUCCAAUAAGAAGAUAGAGUUUUUGCGGGUGCAAGGAGGAUGCCCCUACUGCAUCAUUCCUCCAGCAAUUCAUACAGCAACACAGAAGACUGACAUCUUGAAAGAAAAGGCACUGUAUGCAGAUCUCACUGUAACCGAGAUGAUCGAGCUUCAUUGUAUGCCCUUAGAUCUUAUCAAGCUUUUCUGCCUUCACGACAGGAUUUGCUUUAGCAAUUGCAUUCUGAGCCUCUUCUCGGUAGUUGAAUGAGCAGUCAUGCUUGUCCGAGUAGCGAUGUACAGCACAGAAAAGGUUUCCACAACGGCAAUUAAAUCCAGUCAGGCCCACACGUUUCUUGCAGGCUGUGCACUUCUUCGGACCCUCCUUGAUUUUUGUUUCUCCACCUUCACUCGAUCCCAAAGCAUCAGAUGGUUGGAGCUUAAGCGAUUUUACUUCAGCAGAGUUCACAAAUGCAUCAGUAUUGCCCACAACAAUGGGUUCCUUCCCGCUACCACUGCCAUUGACAAAGCUAUCAAUUGAGGAUUGUGCCAGCUUUUCCCGUUCCUGCUUAAGAAUCAUCUCCCUGUGGCAUUUGGAGCACAUGUUCAUGGUCG
Messenger RNA from Zingiber officinale, 2573 nucleotides. Its product is annotated as transcription factor bHLH48-like. The record is from RefSeq and is a predicted model, not a curated record. Gene Ontology annotation, molecular function: protein dimerization activity; DNA-binding transcription factor activity. The transcript is spliced from 7 exons. The coding region runs from base 448 to 1542 and encodes 364 amino acids. Gene Ontology annotation, biological process: regulation of DNA-templated transcription. Lineage: Eukaryota; Viridiplantae; Streptophyta; Magnoliopsida; Zingiberales; Zingiberaceae. Gene Ontology annotation, cellular component: nucleus.